Rhizoctonia solani is the source of this 4416-nucleotide messenger RNA. RefSeq names its product phosphoribosylformylglycinamidine synthase. The record is from RefSeq and is a predicted model, not a curated record. The coding region runs from base 1 to 4416 and encodes 1471 amino acids. The transcript is spliced from 5 exons. Gene Ontology annotation, biological process: 'de novo' IMP biosynthetic process. Lineage: Eukaryota; Fungi; Basidiomycota; Agaricomycetes; Cantharellales; Ceratobasidiaceae. Gene Ontology annotation, molecular function: phosphoribosylformylglycinamidine synthase activity.
AUGUGCGGGAAAACAGAUCAUUUGGCCAAAAAUUGUCCACUGCGAAGACCUGAAGCCGCCAAAGAGAGCGUUUAUUUUGGCGGAGAACACAUGGGUGGUGCAGACGAAGACGACUUUCACACUCUAAGAAGAAGAAAUGCGGACGUUGAUAAAGAGGAACGAACAGAACAGUAUAUAGCACGAACCGCCAAGAGAGAAUCAAAAGACCGACCGCAAAACCCAAGGUUGUCGCUUUCUGAUUGGGCGUACGGGAAUGGUUUACUUUUUUGGCUAUUUGGAAUUCUGGAUCACCCUCCAUCGGUCAAAAUUUUGCAAAUUAUCCGACGAUCUCUGCUCCACGAGCUCUCUGGCUGCCUUGAGUUUCUGCGCCAAUAUAAAGUAGAGAGUAUGAUCACCCUUCAAGGAUCUUCGCCGUUUUCGGCUACAAGGUUGGCCGGAAUUCUUCAGUCAGCUCAGAAGCACAUACCCUCUCUUGAGAGCAUCGAUGCGACUUAUAUUCAUUUCGUCAAAUUUAAAGGACCCGCCGAAGAAAAGACUUUGGUUGACAGCAACUCCCUGGAGCGUCAAAUCCUGGACGCCUUGCUUCUUUAUGGCGAUGAUAUCGUUACUCCUGAAACCCGGCAAGCGCUUGUACGACCUGAAGACUCUCAAAUCGGCACUACAGUUGCUUAUGUCUACCCAAGAGCGGGCUCGAUAUCCCCGUGGUCUAGCAAGGCAACCGAUAUUGCUCAUAUGUGCAGACUUGAUGCUCACGUUGAUCGCUUAGAACGAGGCAUUGCAAUCGUCUUCCACAGCUCCGAUAAACAUCAGCUUUCUCUUAGUGCUAUUUCACCCAUCUCUCACCUCCUGCAUGAUAGAAUGACUCAGACUUUAUCUCUCCAAGCACCGGUCUUCGACGACAUUUUUGUAGAGCACGCACCUGGUAGUCUGCGAACGGUUGAUCUAGUUGGGGCUACAAAUGCCCGUGAAACACUCUCCAAAGCAAACAAAGAACUUGGCCUUGCUUUAGCUGUGGAUGAAAUCGAUUACCUGGCCGACGCGUUCGUAGACGGCCCGAAUCCUCUGGCUCGUAAUCCCACCGAUGCAGAACUCUUCAUGUUUGCUCAAGUCAACUCUGAGCAUUGUCGCCACAAAAUCUUCAACGCGGACUGGACAAUCGACGGAAAGAAGCACGAUCAUUCUUUAUUCCAAAUGAUUCGCAAUACCGAACGCAUUAACGGUGCAAACACUAUUUCCGCAUACUCGGACAACGCUGCAGUCCUGCGCGGGUCUACUGCCCCGCGUUUUGCUCCUCGUCCAGACGGGGAGUACACCUCUGAGGUCGAAGACAUCCCUAUGCUCAUCAAGGUCGAGACUCACAACCAUCCAACCGCCGUCUCCCCCUUCCCCGGAGCAGCUACUGGUUCCGGCGGCGAAAUUCGAGACGAAGGUGCCGUUGGUCGAGGAUCAAAGCCCAAGGCAGGGCUAUCUGGCUUCGCAGUUUCGGACUUGCGCAUUCCAGGUUUUAUUCAGCCAUGGGAAGCUGAUUUCGGGUACCCCUCUCACAUUGCCACCUCGCUCGACAUCAUGAUUGAGGCUCCGCUUGGCGCGAGUGCAUUCAACAACGAGUUCGGUCGUCCCGCUCUCGGGGGAUAUUUCAGAACCUUCUCGCAACGGGUCAGUGGUCAAGACUGGGGAUACCACAAACCCAUCAUGAUCGCUGGCGGGUACGGGAACGUUCGCCCUAAAUUCGCUCUCAAGACCGGUGUUCUCCCUGGCGCUGCCUUGAUCGUCCUGGGUGGUCCGGGGAUGCUUAUUGGGCUUGGUGGAGGCGCUGCCUCUUCGUUGGCAUCAGGUGCCAGUUCUGCCGAACUCGACUUUGCGUCCGUACAACGCGAAAAUCCGGAAAUGCAACGCCGCUGUCAGCAAGUGAUCGAUGCCUGUGUCGCGCUUGGGGAUGCCAACCCAAUCCUUUCGAUCCAUGAUGUUGGGGCCGGAGGUCUCUCUAACGCACUUCCAGAGCUCGUGCAUGACUCAGAUCUAGGUGCUCGCAUUGAGAUACGUGACAUCUUGGUUGCUGAUGGAUCAAUGUCGCCCAUGGAGAUUUGGUGCAACGAAUCUCAGGAACGCUAUGUUCUCGGAGUCAAGCAGGAAGACUUACCACAAUUUAAGCAAAUAGCUUUGCGAGAACGUUGUCCAUACUCGGUUGUAGGAAUCGCCACCGAAGAGCAAAGACUCAUUGUAUCGGAUCGCAUACAUGGGGAUACCAGCAUUAUUGAUCUGUCUAUGUCCACUCUAUUUGGCAAGCCUCCCAAGAUGUCUCGCGCCGACGCGCAUCCACCCCAAUCUACUUCCAAUUUUGAUACUUCAUUGGCCACCCACGUUUCUUCCUCUUCUUUGACUUCGCAAAUUAGCGAUGCCGUUGACCGAGUACUCAGGUUGCCGUCCGUAGGUUCCAAGUCAUUCCUCAUAACUAUUGGCGACCGAACUAUCACGGGCCUUGUGACGCGGGACCAGAUGGUUGGCCCUUGGCAAACACCCGUUUCCGACGUUUCUGUCACACGCACUUCCUAUGGGUUCGACGUGCUUACAGGAGAGGCUAUGGCUAUGGGAGAGCGCACCCCUGUCGCAAUCCUGAAUCCUGCCGCUUCUGCGCGGAUGGCAAUUGCCGAGUCACUUACUAAUCUUGCUGCCGCGUCUGUUGAGAGCAUCUCAAAAGUCAAGCUGAGUGCUAAUUGGAUGUGUGCCGCAUCCAGAGCCGGCCAGGGUGCUGCACUAUAUGCUGCCGUUCAGGCUGUUGGUCUCGAGCUGUGCCCUGCCUUGGGCGUCGGCAUUCCCGUCGGCAAGGAUUCCAUGUCAAUGUCGAUGAAGUGGAAGAAGGAUGAAGAAAAUAUGGAUGUGUCGGCGCCCUUGUCGCUCAUCGUUACCGCCUUCACUCCAGUUGAUAACGUGCGCAAUACUUGGACGCCAGCUCUUCGAGGAGAUAUUCUGGAACCUACCGUGCUUGUUUUUGUUGACUUGGCCAAUGGAAAACAGAGGCUGGGAGGCUCGUCUCUGGCUCAGGUCUACGCUCAAGUCGGGAACGAAACCCCCGAUGUCGAAAACGCUGCUAUCCUUCGUGGCUUCUUUACGGGGUGCUAUGAAUUAAAAAGUACAUCCCCUAGCAUCGUCCUGGCAUAUCAUGACCGUUCAGACGGAGGACUUCUUACCACGCUGGUCGAGAUGGCCUUUGCCGGCCGAUCCGGGUUUAAUGUUUUACUUGAGUCCAUUGCACAAAACGAAGAAAGUAUUAUACCCGCUCUCUUCAAUGAAGAACUUGGUGGUUUAUUCCAAAUCCGAGAGGCAGAUGUUCAAAAAUUCAAAGCUAUACUGGCGAAGCAUGAGGUUGGCUCCAACUUGGUUCACGUACUUGGCCUUGUCAAUCAGAGCUCGCAGGACAUUUCAAUUACAUACCACUCAAACAUCAUAAUUUCCAGUACUCGUCCCGAACUGCAGCGUAAAUGGGCCGAGACAUCCUACAAAAUGCAACUUCUCCGCGAUUAUCCUCGCGCCGCGGAUGAAGAAUACUCGACUAUCUCUGAUGAAGCUGAAACCGGCCUACGAUAUGACUUAACAUUCCCGGAGCCGCAGCCUUCGCUCACUCCGGCAUCCGGCCCUAAAGUUGCUAUCCUUCGCGAACAAGGGGUCAAUGGUCAAAUCGAGAUGGCCUGGGCAUUCGCUGCCGCUGGAUUUACCUCGAUCGAUGUUCAUAUGUCAGACAUUAUUGCGGGUACUGUUGAUUUGUCAGGGUUUAGAGGUGUUGCUGCCUGUGGCGGGUUCUCAUACGGCGACGUGUUGGGUGCUGGGAACGGAUGGGCGAAGUCUAUCCUGCUGCAUGACGGAGCUCGCAAACAAUUCACCGACUUCUUUGCCCGAAAAGACACAUUUGCUUUGGCUGUUUGCAACGGGUGCCAGCUUUUCAGUCAACUGAAGACUAUUAUUCCUGGCGCAGAGAGCUGGCCAAGUUUCAAGCCGAAUCAGAGCGAGCGAUUCGAGGCCCGUGUCUCUAUGCUAGCUAUCGAGGAUACGCCUCAGACAAGAAAUUCAGUGUUUUUGCGACACAUGCGUGGCUCGAAACUACCGGUCGCCGUCGCACAUGGAGAAGGGCGAGCUACAUUCUCAGAUGACCCAUCGAACUUUGUUGAUGCUGGCCUCGCGCCUUUGAGAUACGUUGAUUCGACUAGCAAGCCUACUCAAAAAUAUCCAGCAAAUCCAAAUGGCAGUGUCGCGGCGGUUGCGGGGGUUCAGACACCUGAUGGUCGUGUGCUAGCCCUUAUGCCUCACCCUGAACGUAUCGUCACUCUUGAAAGCAAUAGCUGGUAUCCGCCUUCGAUUGCUGACUGGAAAGUUGGCCCGUGGUAUCGUUUGUUCUUGAGCGCUCGCGAAUGGUGUCAGUGA